AUGAAGAAGACCGUCAAAGUCGCCGUGGUAGGCAGUGGACUGGCUGGAUUGACGGCGGCGUACCUUCUGUCGCACACCGACCGCGAAGAAAACGUAGAGUUCGAGGUACAUUUAUUUGAGAAGAUGAAUACGUUUGGGAUGGAUGCUUCGUCCAUAUCGCUGCCUAUACCUGGGACACAGGACGACUGGCGCGUGGAUGUGCCAAUGAGGUCGUUUCUUGGAGGUGCCUACCCCCAACUCAUCAGGCUCUAUAAAUCCCUGGGUGCCUCAUUCCGUGCAGAUGACUUCACAUAUUCAUUCUCCCAGCUAUCAUCCCAUUCGCAGAAGAUCUCAGCCACUAUGAUCUACAACGGCAGCUCCGGCAAGCGGGGUCUCAGCAUGCCGUCUGCAAUGCGGCCCGACUCGUCUCUGAAGCACGAACCAUGGCUCCUUCGCACUAUUACGUGGAUAUGUUGUUGGGGCCUUUACGCAGCAAUGAUACCGCCGUUAGCGAUUUGCUACCUGCGCCUACUGUGUAUGUCAAUGCCGUUCCUUCGGUCAAAGGACAUCAAGAACAUGACUUUCAAGGAAUGGACCUCCAGGAGCACUCCGAAGGGAAUGGUUUCGAAAUUCUUGAGCCUCGAUGUAGCUUGGAAACAAUUCGUGUCGGAAGUUAUGGUUCCCCUGUUUCUAGCCGUGUGCACAACUUCCGAAGACGAUAUGAUGGAGCAUCCCAUCGAGGAGAUACUUGACUAUAUUUGGUUUCCAUUCGGCACACACCACUAUGUACUGGAAAAUGGCGUCAGGGACGUCGUCCGGCGGCUCAGUACUGGAAUAAAGGAGAUCCACCUCGGGGCGCCCAUAUCAUCAAUCGAACUGGAUGCGCACGACCCUCAUCUCAUCGCGGUUACUUGUGUAACAGGCGGCAUGCAGAAAACCCUCUCUGGCUUCGAGCACGUGGUAUUUGCUACGCAGGCUAACAGAGCUGUCCCCCUUUUGGAAGCGUUCGCUUUGUCGUUGCCAUUAGAAGAAUCGCAUAGGCUGGCCGAGGUGCGCCAGCAGCUGGAUUGCUUGAAGAAAUUCAUGUACCGGACGAGCAUCGUCAUCAACCACACGGACGACAUGAUGCUGCCGGACAGCGUCGUGGACAGAAGGGAUCUGAACUUGGUGCGCUGCAAGUCGGGCUCCUUUGUUACGAAAGCGCGGCCAGAAGACCAUCAAUACUGUGUUUCGCCCAUGCACGCCCAUGCGAUGACGACACACAUUCUGAGGCGGCCGGCGGGGUACCCCACGCCCGUGUACCAAACGACGAACCCCAUAAUUCCACCGCGAACCGACAGCAUCCUCAGCGUCUCCAAACUCGAACGAGCAGUGGUUACCAUGGACUCCAAGCACGCGCUGAAGGGGCUGUACAUCGAGGACGAUAAAGGCACAGGGCGGUUGGGCAGGUUGCAGGGGAUAGGACAGCAUAACGGCGGGGCGCGCAUUUGGUUCUGCGGUGCGUACGCUUGUAAGGGUAUUCCACUACUGGAGGGAUGUGUGGUUAGUGCGAGAUUGGUGGCUGAGGAAAUUCAGAGGCGGGCAGGGGUGAAGAUCAAGGACAAGUGGUAG
This is a messenger RNA of Pleurotus ostreatus (oyster mushroom), 1590 nucleotides long. RefSeq lists its product as uncharacterized. The coding region runs from base 1 to 1590 and encodes 529 amino acids. The record is from RefSeq and is a predicted model, not a curated record. Lineage: Eukaryota; Fungi; Basidiomycota; Agaricomycetes; Agaricales; Pleurotaceae. The transcript is spliced from 4 exons. Gene Ontology annotation, molecular function: oxidoreductase activity.